Molecule: messenger RNA, 774 nt
Organism: Pocillopora damicornis (cauliflower coral)
Lineage: Eukaryota; Metazoa; Cnidaria; Anthozoa; Scleractinia; Pocilloporidae
Cellular component (GO): extracellular region
Molecular function (GO): serine-type endopeptidase inhibitor activity; protein binding
Source: RefSeq, a predicted model, not a curated record
AUGUUUGACUCGGUGAAAACAACGUUUCGAACGAAACUGGAUUUUAAUCCUUGUGCUGGAAAAAAAUGCGGGCAUGGAGAGAUUUGCUUUAGGGGUGGUCCCAGAGCCAGAUGCCUAUGUCCUCCACGCUGCAUAGGAAAUCGUCCAGUUCCACGUGUUUGUGGAACUGAUGGCAUCACCUACAAAAACCUUUGUGAAUUGUUGAGAACCGCGUGUAUUAUCGGAGACACUACUCUGAAGAUGAAACACCUACAUCGAUGUGGUUCCAAACCGGUGGUCAAACCAACAACAACCACUCCGCCCAUCACGCAAUCUCCAACAGAACCACCCUUUAAGGUGAGUCCGACUCAUGAAGGUUAUCAAGAAUUGACCGAAGGGGAACGUGGUAAUAUAACAUGUCGAAUUGAAGGAACUGUCAUCUCGUACACAUGGCUGCUUCCAAACCGUGGACCACUACCAUUGAGAAUACGCCCUUUUGGAAACAUUUUGUCGUUCAGGAACGUACUUAAAGGGGAUGGUGGCGUUUACACUUGCGAGGCAGUAGGUGGACCAGAUGGAAACCAGGUUGUCAGGGCGCUUGUUAAUGUUACAAUCGAAGUGUCCCCCCUUCCCUGUAGAAGACAUUUACCACCGCUGAUUAACCGAAGAUAUCUUCAGAUUUUCCUGAAAGUUCCUCAAAGUGUGCUACCUAUUUAUACCUGUCAAGAGCAGCUAUUCCAGCAGAAGUUGAUUUUUGUGAUGAGCCUGCCGCAGUUGGAAAUUGUUCAAGAUUGA